AUGUCGAGCCCCGCCGCCGCGCGCCCCGUCGUGACGGUUCUGAGCGCCGAGACCGGCCAGCCGUCCGGCUCGACGUCGAUGCCCGCCGUGUUCACGGCCCCCAUCCGCAACGACCUUGUGCAGAUCGUGCACACGAGCAUGCGCAAGAACCACCGCCAGCCGUACGCCGUUUCGCGCAUGGCCGGCAUGCAGAGUUCCGCCGAGUCGUGGGGCACAGGCCGCGCCGUGUCGCGUAUCCCGCGUGUCCCGGGUGGCGGUACGCAUCGCUCCGGACAGGGUGCGUUCGGAAACAUGUGCCGAGGCGGCCGCAUGUUUGCGCCCACGAGGAUCUGGAGGAAAUGGCACCGUAAGGUCCCUCGCAAGCAGAAGAGGUAUGCCGUGGUUUCGGCGCUCGCUGCUAGUGCGUUGCCGGCGCUCGUGAUGGCGCGCGGCCAUGAAAUUGAUGACGUGCCCGAGGUCCCGCUCGUGAUCGACGGCACCGCUGAAGGGAUGAAGAAGACGGCCAAGGCUGUUACUCUGCUCAAGUCGUUGGGCGCGUACGAUGAUGUCGAACGUGUUAUGGAGACGAGGAAAAUGCGCGCGGGUAAGGGUAAGCUUCGUAACCGUAGGUUCAAGCAGCGUCGUGGGCCGUUGGUUGUGUACGAGAAGGAUGAUGGGAUCGUCAAGGCGUUCAGGAACUUGCCGGGUGUGGACUUGUGCUCGGUUGAUUGCUUGAAUCUGCUGCAGCUUGCCCCCGGUGGACACGUCGGGCGCUUUGUGAUCUGGACUGAGAAGGCGAUUCAGAAGCUGGACUCGAUCUACGGGACCGGCGAAACUGGAUCUUCGAUCAAGAAGAAUUUUGUGCUGCCGAAGAAUAUCAUUUCCAACUCGGAUGUGGCGCGUAUUAUCAACUCGGAUGAGAUCCAGUCCGUGAUCCGACCGAUCGCUGAGAAGAAAACGUGGGUACAGAGGAAGAAGAAUCCGCUCCGUAACACGGAGGUGUUGUUCAAACUCAACCCGUACGCCAGAAUCCAGAAGAAGGAGGUGCAGAAAAAGACCAUAACUGCCUCGGCGGACAAGUCGGCUGGGAAGGCCUUCUACGAACAGAUGAUCGCUAACUAGGCGUCUUGUUGCAGAACCUGGCAUUGCAGAGAAGACCGUCGAUUAAAAUUUGACAGGGUUUUCACCUAUAGAUUUUGUGAUCCUUCAACGGGCCUCCAAUUCGUGAGUCUUUUCUCAACAAUGGUCUUUUCUCCUCACAUAUGGCACCGAUGAUUAAAUGCAAACGUUUGCGGUG
This is a messenger RNA of Chondrus crispus (carragheen), 1276 nucleotides long. RefSeq names its product Component of cytosolic 80S ribosome and 60S large subunit. Gene Ontology annotation, biological process: translation. Gene Ontology annotation, molecular function: structural constituent of ribosome; RNA binding. The coding region runs from base 1 to 1101 and encodes 366 amino acids. NCBI's taxonomy places the organism in Eukaryota, Rhodophyta, Florideophyceae, Gigartinales, Gigartinaceae. The transcript has 2 exons. Gene Ontology annotation, cellular component: cytosolic large ribosomal subunit; ribosome. The record is from RefSeq and is a predicted model, not a curated record.